Messenger RNA from Salvia miltiorrhiza (redroot sage), 2560 nucleotides. Its product is annotated as auxin efflux carrier component 3-like. The record is from RefSeq and is a predicted model, not a curated record. The transcript has 6 exons. Gene Ontology annotation, molecular function: auxin efflux transmembrane transporter activity. Gene Ontology annotation, cellular component: plasma membrane; endoplasmic reticulum. Lineage: Eukaryota; Viridiplantae; Streptophyta; Magnoliopsida; Lamiales; Lamiaceae. Gene Ontology annotation, biological process: auxin export across the plasma membrane; auxin polar transport. The coding region runs from base 238 to 2055 and encodes 605 amino acids.
AAAUGAGAGGUAAGGUAAGAAAAAGUAAACCUGAGCAGUCGAAAACAUGAUUUCAACCUAAAUGGUCAGCAGUUUGAUGAGGCACUCAAAAUUGCUAUUCCCACUCCCCCCUAUAAAUACAUACAUCUUCUCCAUUUAUACACUCCCCCCUAUAAUUCCUCUCUCUCUCUCUUGUCUGUGUAGUCAGUAACAGUCGAAAACGGCUUCUGCAGUGUAGAGAAAAAAAAAAUAAAAAAAAUGAUAAGCUGGCACGAUCUGUACGUAGUCCUAACCGCAAUGGUUCCCCUGUACGUGGCCAUGAUCCUGGCGUACGGGUCGGUGCGGUGGUGGAAGAUCUUCACGCCGGAUCAGUGCUCCGGCAUCAACCGUUUCGUGGCGGUGUUCGCGGUGCCGCUGCUGUCGUUCCACUUCAUCUCCCGCAACGACAUCUACGCGAUGAAUUUCCGGUUCAUUGCGGCGGACAGCCUGCAGAAGGUGAUAAUGCUGAUAGUUCUGGGCGUGUGGGCUAAUCUGACCAAGAAUGGGAGCCUGGAGUGGUCCAUCACCAUCUUCUCCCUCUCCACCCUCCCCAACACCCUCGUCAUGGGCAUUCCGCUGCUCAUCGCCAUGUACGGCGAAUACUCCGGCAGCCUCAUGGUGCAGCUCAUCGUCCUCCAAUGCAUCAUCUGGUACACCCUCCUCCUCUUCCUCUUCGAGUACCGCGCCGCCAAGAUGUUGAUCUCCGAGCAGUUCCCGGAGACCGCCGCCUCCAUUGUCUCCUUCAAGGUCGACUCCGACGUCAUCUCCUUGGACGGCCAGGAUUUUCUCCAAACCGACGCUGAGAUCGGCGAUGACGGCAAGCUCCACGUCACCGUCAGGAAAUCCAACGCCUCCAAUCUCACCGGGGCCGAGAUUUACAGCCUCAGCUCCUCCCGGAAUCCCACGCCCCGCGGCUCUAACUUCAAUCAUUCCGACUUCUACUCCAUGAUGGGGAUGGGCAGACUCUCCAAUUUCGGCAAUUCCGACACCGGCAGAAUGUCCAAUUUCAACAUUGCUGAUCUCUAUUCAGUUCAGUCAUCCCGAGGCCCCACGCCGCGCCCCUCCAAUUUCGAAGAAAACUCUGCUCCCAUCAACUCUCCCAGAUUCGGCUACUUCCCGCCGCACCCCGUCCCCACUUCUUAUCCUGCCCCCAAUCCUGAAAUCGCUUCCGCGCUGCCCAAGACUGCUAAACCACUACAGCAGCAGCAGACUAAGCCCAACCACGACGCCAAAGAGCUCCACAUGUUCGUCUGGAGCUCAAGUGCGUCGCCUGUGUCUGAAGGCGCCGCCGCCGGCCUACACGUCUUUGGCGGCCCAGAUUCCGAGCAAUCAGGCCGCUCCGAUCCUGGUGCCAAGGAAAUCAGGCUCUUGGUUAAUGAUAAUCCUCAAAAUGGGGACGCCAAAGCUGUUCCGCAAACUGGGGAGGCCGGGCGAGAGGACUUCAGCUUCGGGGGUGAUGAGGAGAAAGAAAAGGAAGGUGCGACUGCGCUGUCAAAAGACGACGCCAACGGCGGCGGCGGCGCAAAACAUAUGCCUCCGGCAAGCGUGAUGACACGCCUUAUAUUGAUCAUGGUUUGGCGAAAGCUUAUCCGGAACCCCAACACCUACUCCAGCCUCAUUGGCCUAAUUUGGUCCUUAGUCUCUUUCAGGUGGCAUGUGCAUAUGCCUAAAAUUGUAGACGAGUCCAUCAAAAUUCUCUCCGAUGCUGGUCUUGGAAUGGCUAUGUUUAGCUUAGGUCUGUUUAUGGCCCUUCAACCAAAGAUCAUCGCAUGUGGUAACUCGGUGGCUAGCUUCGCCAUGGCGGUAAGGUUUCUCACCGGCCCGGCUGUAAUGGCCGCUGCCUCCAUCGCCGUUGGCCUACGUGGCACCCUUCUUCACAUCGCAAUUGUGCAGGCUGCACUUCCACAAGGCAUUGUUCCAUUUGUUUUCGCUAAAGAAUACAAUGUCCAUCCACAAAUUCUUAGCACUGCGGUCAUAUUCGGAAUGUUGAUCGCAUUGCCAAUCACACUCGUCUAUUAUAUUGUUCUUGGUGUAUAAAGUAUAUAUAUCCGAGUUGAGGACCGGUCGGGGACGACCGAGUUGAAGAAACGAGCUCACUCAUGCAUCCUGAAGAGUUCGAUCAAGGUUGAAGCUUUGAGUGAUUGCAAGUGAAGAAGUCGUGGGAAACAAGAAAAGAGAAAAUUUGUGCUUCUUCAAUUCAAUUGAUUUUAGAUAAGAUGAAUUCCUGAUGAUCAGGAUCAUGCCUCCAAUUUCAGCCAACAAAAGUCCGUGGAUGAUGAAAAAUAAAGUGGGCUAAUACUUGUGGAUGGGAACAUUGCUGAGAAAAUCAAGGGGAGCCAAAAUUUAGGAUUAAAUUAAUUAGUACUAUUAAUCUUUUCAUCAUCUAAUAUACAUAUUUUAUAUUCCACUUUCCUCCACGGUUUGUCUAGCUCUUUGUGUUCAAUAUUGUUUUUGUGGUGAUUGUAUUCGAUUUUGUUGCUUUCUUGACAAUGUAAAUUUAUUCUAGAUCAAUGGCGAUCCACCAUUUGAAUUUGUAGCGUAA